AUGCAACCCAGGUUUGGUCCGAGACACGGAGGAAAUUCACUAGGGACACGAGGCAAGAGGGAAGAAAUAUAUAAGAGUGAUAGAAGCGCCGGCGUCAUGGCUAGACCAACUCGUCCUCUUGUUGUUUGUUCUAAUUGAGACAUUGCGACCUACCACGUCGUUGCUCCAGAAGCGCUGGUCGGCCAAACUUCAACCAAUCCCGUCAACAGUUACGAAUAACCUCAGCAAGCCUCACAAGACCACCGACUUAUACAAACUUAUUUAAACAGCUAAGCAUAAGCAACUGUCUUCCAAGGCCCACAACCACCUCAUCUUUCUCCGACACGUAUUUCUAUACGCAAACAACAACAAUGUCCACCAAUGGCUCCAUUCCCACCACAAAAACUACCCUCUGGAUCUGGGCUUCCGGCCUCUACCCCCGCCGCUUAACCUACUACUUCUCCGCGAAACGACUCCCCCUCUCCAUUCUCAAAGCCCACAAUAUCCACCUGAUCCCCAUAACCUCGGACCCUGAAACCCAUGAACUCACCCCCAAACCUGGUUUCGAAGACCGGCCCGCUGGAUGCACUCUGCCUGUCCUGCGCAUCGAGAAGCCUGGCCAGGAACCGACCAUGAUCUACGAAUCCUGCGCAAUAAUGGAAUACUUUGAAGAGAAAUUCCCUGCCCGAGACGGGUAUGUGGAAUUGCUUGGUAACACGCCGGAGCAGCGGGCAAGGACGAGGGAUAUACUCCUUCUCUUAAACGAUGCGAUUACCUGGGCAAAUGUUGCAGCGCGACACGCGGAUCCGAGGUCGACUGCCUGGUCCGGCAUGACGCCAGAGGAGCAAGCGCCGCUCGCGGCGAAGGACGCGAAUCGAGUCCUGCAGACAAAGUUUUUGGCGAAGCUGGAGAAGUGGGUACAGGGAGAUGUUGGAGUGAAGAAGUGUUCGAGUUUGAGUGGGGAGGGGAUAGAAGUUAGCGUUGCCGAUGUUGCGGUUCUGGCCGGGGUGAAGUAUGUGGAGGUAAGGAUGGGGAGGAAUUGGGUGGAAGGAUAUAAGGCGUUGGGAGAUUGGGUUGAGAGGGCGAAGAAAUCGGAGUGGUUUGUGGAGGAGGAGGAAAUUUUGAAGAUAGAGGCCGAUGAGGAUGGGUUGAAUAGGUUGUUUGUACAGUGAGGAUAUGAUAAGGAGGAAUUAGAAUGCUUCCUGGGAUAGAAAAGAGGUACGAAGGCUGUCCAGCACGGGCGAGUAAUGACAACAGCAAUAUGGAAAGCGUAGCCGUAGACUACUCACAUGAGG
This is a messenger RNA of Lindgomyces ingoldianus, 1274 nucleotides long. RefSeq lists its product as uncharacterized. Bases 351 to 1151 code for a protein of 266 amino acids. The record is from RefSeq and is a predicted model, not a curated record. Lineage: Eukaryota; Fungi; Ascomycota; Dothideomycetes; Pleosporales; Lindgomycetaceae. The transcript has a single exon.